UUUAUUCUUAGUAAUUCACGUUGCAUUACAGUUUAUUAAAGUUAAAACUCUCUCUUUCUCUUGCAUUGCUUAUACCGGAUUAUGCACUGAAAAAAUAAAUUAUAAGAUUAAACAAGUAUGGCAAAUGGACUUAAUUCCAAUUUGGGAUCACUAUUCGCGAACUGCAGGCACGAUGCGUCCCGGAGAACGUCCGCCACCGAAGCGUUGUGGCACUCCCUUCGGGUGGUCCCGACCAACUGGAUCCUGGCGAAGUUCCGCAGAUCUUCUAUCAACUACGAUGCAUCAGGGCCCAGCUGCAGAUCCAAUAACAUCUGCGUGACCACCUCGAAGGUCCCUUCCUUAACGACGAUUCUCCGGUCCAUCUGAAACAUCCAAAACAAAAAAUCUCGAAUGAAACUCCCUGCGCGAAGAAAAAUCCUAUUAAACGCCGCAUCCCACCGAGUUAUGCCUUCCCUCGCGAUUCUUUGCGGGAACGUCCUGGCCCUCGUCGGUUUCCGUUCGGGUUUAUCGGCCCAACCAUCCUUUGCACGACGGGCACGGCCUUUCGAGGCCUACCUCUCCCUCUAGAUUCCUUUAAGGAAGAGUUGUUACCUCUUACUUGACCGGUGACCGUCUCUGGGACCUUUCGAGGUCGACCUCGACCUCUCUUGGUUGGGGCAGAUACCGGCAAAUCCGAUGUCUCGUUGUGUCUCCGUGGCCUCCCAAAGUCCUACCGGUGCGAGAAAUGCCGUACCAUCAAUUCCAGCCACUUCCAUUGGUACUUUCACCUGGGUGUCCUUAAGCCAUAAUUCAUCCUCAUCGGGAUCCAAAGCUGCGCGGAAGUCUCUUAUAAAGUUCGCGCCUACGUAGCAGUCAUCCGUGAGCAGUGGCGUAAUGGUGAUCUCUGAUUUCUUUCGUGAUUCCUCCUACCAUAACCCUUACGUGUAUAAUCAGCUUUUCCCACACUAAUGCACAACCGAGGUACCCGGGUACCCAGCUUUCAUGACCUUUUAAGUAUAAAUAUGUUUGAAAUCAUGUGCAAUCUAUUUUUUUGAAUAAAUUAACAUAAAUUAAAUGUAUUUGACCAAUUUCCGAGUUGCACAGUACAGUUUAGUAGCUUUGAGAAUAAAUCGGAGCAAAGAUUUUGGGUACUCAGCUGGUGGUGCUCGGUCAGCUUUCGCAUUCGGCGGUCGACAGCUGUUCGCAAUGUUUUCAUGAGGGAUAGUAAGCGAAGGGGAGCGGACGCGCUUCGCAAGCAAACUCAGGAGUACCGUUGUGCGCCAAGCAACGUCUAGGUGCUUGAUAUUUAUAUCAUGCAAAAGCAUCUAUCACGUUCCGAGUUCUCAAGAUUGACUCGUGCAAGAAAGCAUGCGUACAUCAACAAUCUGCUUGGAGACGCCAAUGAUUCCUCGGAAUGCGACGAUGACAGCGAUGAUGAAAACUGGCUACCGAGAGAAACUAUAAACGCAGCAACAGACACUGACUAUGAUCCAGCAACUACUGGCGGGGAGUCCGAAAGGGAGGGAGAGGAGAGCAGUGAAUCUGAGCAAAGUGAAGACGAGAAUAGGUCUCUCUUCAGGUAUACCGACGAGAGGAGAACAAGUAGUUACGGAAAAUGCUACUGAAUAUAUAGCAAAAGACAAAACAGUUUGGAGCAAAACUCCACCCGAUAUUCAUCAAGUAGCUACUCACAAUGUUCUGCGACAAAGAAGCGGGCCGUUUAGAUCUACAGGUACUUUGUCGGUAGGAAAUACAUUAAAAAAGAUUAUUACAGUUGAAAUUGUCGACAUAAUUGUCCGUUGUACAAAUCAGAAAGCAAAAGCCGUGUUUGAAAACUAUAAUGUAAAUAAUCCGGAAUCGAAUCGAUCGUGGCGUCCCGUGACCAUGCAAGAAAUGUAUGCGUUUAUUGGAAUUUUGAUAUGCUCAGGAGCAAAUAAUUCUAACACAGAUCACACCAGCGAAAUGUGGAAAAGCACUUCAUAUCCUUUAUAUCGUGCAGCAAUGGGCAUAAAUAGGUUUCGUGCUAUAUUGCGAUUCAUUCGUUUUGAGGAUGCAAACACUCGUCAAGAAAGAUCAGAGCAAGACAAAGCUGUUCCUAUUCGAGAUGUAUGGAAAAUGUUCAAUUCAAAUUUGGCUAAGUUGUAUAAGCCAACCGAAAAUUUGACUAUUGACGAGCAGUUGUAUCCAUAUCGCGGACACACGAAAUUUACUCAGUAUAUUCCUUCAAAGCCAGCAAAAUACGGAAUAAAAAUUUGGUGCAUUUGCGAUACUGAAAACGCUUAUCCUUUGAAAGGAAUUAUUUACACGGAAAAAAUUGGCAACGUUCGUGAAAAAAAUCAAGGAGAGAGAGUUGUGAAAGAGCUGGCAGCUCCAUUCAAAAAUAGUGGUAGGAAUAUAACAAUGGAUAAUUAUUUCACUACUCUGCCACUUGCCAAACACUUGCUCUCAUGGAAAUUGACUAUUACAGGAACUUUGAGGAAGAAUAAACCUUAUAUCCCUAAAGAAAUGGCUGCUAAUAAAGUAAGGCCUGAAUACUCUUCUCUCUUUGGUUUUCACGAACGCAACGUUGCACUUUGCUCGUAUGUACCGAAAAAAAAUAAAGCUGUAAUUUUAAUGUCAGCCAUGCACUACGAUGCUACUGUAAACGACGACGAGAAAAAAACCGAACAUGAUUACGUAUUAUAAUAGAUAUAAAUCAGGCGUUGAUACGAUGGAUCAAAUGGUUAGUCGUUACACUUGUCAUCGACGAACGCAGAGGUGUCCACUUGCAAUGUUCUUCAAUAUUUUAGAUGUUGGAGCACUUGCGGCGUAUGUAAUUUACCACGAAAAUAACAAUAUGUUACAAAAAAAACGAAUCAGCGACGUAUUUUCUUGCGCCAGCUGAGUGAAGAAAUUGCUAAACCGUUUAUCGAGGAUCGCUCUUCCAACAUGCAAGAUAUGCGUCACCAUUGGGCGAAAAAUGCGAUCGAGGACGUUCUCGGAGUUGAGCUUGCUGCUACUCCGAUUGUCGAAAAAGAAACUGUAGCUCGUGAUAGUACAGGUAGGAUCAAAGUAACAGGUUCUUGUCACUUGUGUUACCGCGAAACAAUCAAAAGGCGUAGAAAAACUCGAAAAUGUUGUGCUAACUGUGAAAAACCUGUGUACGAUGAACAUUCAUCAGCGAAAGUAUUGUGUUUUGAAUGUGUAGAAUGAUAAUAAAAUCUA
Molecule: messenger RNA, 3183 nt
Organism: Phymastichus coffea
Lineage: Eukaryota; Metazoa; Arthropoda; Insecta; Hymenoptera; Eulophidae
Product: piggyBac transposable element-derived protein 4
Exons: 6
Coding region: 1465-2664 (399 amino acids)
Source: RefSeq, a predicted model, not a curated record